Molecule: messenger RNA, 1275 nt
Organism: Sardina pilchardus (European sardine)
Lineage: Eukaryota; Metazoa; Chordata; Actinopteri; Clupeiformes; Clupeidae
Gene: prkar1b
Product: protein kinase, cAMP-dependent, regulatory, type I, beta
Exons: 11
Coding region: 105-1247 (380 amino acids)
Biological process (GO): regulation of protein phosphorylation
Cellular component (GO): cAMP-dependent protein kinase complex
Molecular function (GO): cAMP-dependent protein kinase regulator activity
Source: RefSeq, a predicted model, not a curated record
CGAAAGCUGAAAGCAGGAGCAGCAUAGGCUACGACUACCGUGUGAACAUCCUUGUCCAGCACUGCCUGUGAGCAUCCCCCCUAAAUAACGACUGCUUGGAUAAAAUGGCCACCUCCUCCUCCAAUCUGGAAGAAGAUGAAAGUCUGAAGAGCUGUGAAGUUUUCGUGCAGAAGCACAACAUCCAGCAGAUCCUGAAGGAGUGCAUCGUCAACCUGUGCAUCGCUAAGCCCGAACGGCCUAUGAAGUUCCUUCGGGAGCACUUUGAAAAGCUGGAGAAGGAGGAGUGUAAGCAGAUCCUGGCGCGCCAGAAAUCCAACUCGCAGUCGGACUCUCAUGACGAUGAGGUGUCCCCCCCGCCCCCCAACCCCGUGGUCAAGGCCCGCCGACGCAGAGGCGGGGUCAGUGCCGAGGUGUACACCGAGGAGGACGCCGUCAGCUACGUGCGCAAGGUCAUCCCGAAAGACUACAAAACGAUGACCGCCCUAGCCAAAGCCAUCUCCAAGAACGUGCUGUUCGCGCACUUGGAUGACAACGAGAGGAGUGAUAUUUUCGACGCCAUGUUCCCUGUCACACACAUUGCUGGGGAAACGGUCAUUCAACAAGGGGAUGAGGGGGACAAUUUCUACGUUAUUGACCAAGGAGAAGUCGAUGUGUAUGUGAACGGCGAGUGGGUCACCAGCAUCGGCGAGGGUGGCAGUUUCGGCGAGCUGGCCCUCAUCUACGGGACGCCCCGUGCCGCCACCGUCAAGGCCAAGACUGACCUCAAACUGUGGGGCAUCGACCGCGACAGUUACCGCCGCAUCCUCAUGGGCAGUACCUUGAGGAAGAGGAAGAUGUAUGAAGAGUUCCUGAGCAAGGUGUCCAUCCUUGAGUCUCUGGAGAAGUGGGAGCGUCUGACGGUGGCUGACUCUCUGGAGCCGGUGCAGUUUGAGGACGGACAGAAGAUUGUGGUCCAAGGGGAGCCGGGCGAUGAUUUCUUCAUCAUCACAGAGGGCACAGCCUCUGUGCUGCAGCGGCGCUCUGAUAACGAGGAGUAUGUGGAAGUGGGGCGUCUGGGACCCUCUGACUACUUUGGCGAGAUCGCCCUGCUGUUGAACCGGCCUCGGGCGGCUACGGUGGUGGCCCGCGGGCCGCUCAAGUGCGUGAAGCUGGACCGGCCGCGCUUCGAGCGCGUGCUCGGCCCCUGCUCUGAGAUCCUCAAGAGGAACAUCCAGAGAUACAACAGCUUCAUCUCGCUCACCGUCUGAGGGGCCCGGAGGGCAGGAAGCCCAGCAC